GGCUUGAGGAGUUCUCUCUUCCGCUCGCUAGAUUUGUUUACGGCCAAAAAUAUGAGACUUUGAACAAGAAUUUGUGACUGAUAUAGUUGCUCCUGCCAUAAUUUUUUAAAACUCCCAAUAUGAAAUCUUCCCGGGAAAGUGUUAACGUUACAAAUGAGCUAUUCAGGAGGUCAAGGCAAUCAAGUAACAAAAUAUCAACAUGCAUCAGAAAGUUCGCGGAGCAGAAGACAGCAGAAUCACCCUGUGUAAACAAGCCUGUUCCAUUAGCUGGAAAUGUAAAAGCAACAUUUAUCGUAGCAUUCAGUUCGGACGACACGUUGAUGGCCUCCACUCAUGGUGAUCAUCACGUACGUGUCACAGAUGUACGCACUCAAGAAUGCAUAAGGACUCUUGUUGGACACCCUAGAACACCAUGGUGCGUUACCUUCCAUCCAUCGUCCAAUGAGAUCCUGGCAUCUGGCUGCUUGGGCGGUGAAGUACGAGUGUGGGAUUUACAUGGUGGUAGUGAAGUAUGGGUGUCUGAACAUCAUUCUACCAUAUCGUCCCUGGCAUUUCAUCCUUUGGAUCAAGUACUUGCAAUUGCCACUAGUAACCAGAUUUUCCUUUGGAACUGGAGCCAGCCGAAGGCCUUCGCUUCCGUCAAGACAGCAUGCCUAGCUGAGCGAGUCAGGUUGAUACGGUUUAGUGCUCGCGGCGAUUUUCUUUUGACCGGCAUCUCCAACCUACCUAAGGAUGACACUGAUUUGAAUGUUGCACGCAAAUUAAUGUUUAAUAGUGGCAGCAAUCCUGAUAUCGCAUUCCAAAGACGCGUGAGAAGAGUCUUCCAAUUCAGACAAGAUGACUCUGAAGACCUUGAAAGCAAUCACUAUCCUCACUCUUCAAGGCAUAGCACUGAAGUACCAUACACACAAACAGCUGAAUACCGUGUCAGACGAGCGAGUGCGCGUAGGGAUAGGUUGCACAUGGCAGAGGCCGCAUUAACACGUGCGUCAAACCAAUCCAGAGAGAUCCACAGCCUGUUGUCCUCUAGACUGGAUGGGAAUGCCAUGACAUCUAAUGAUCUACACACUGAUCUUCAUGCGCUUCAUCAAGAUAGCAGAUCUCUCUUAGCGCAGGCCAGGGAUUAUGCUGCAUCAGUAACCUUGGAAACAGUAGCCAACCGGGCAACUGAUGCAUUGGUCUCCGGGGAAGUUCCCAGACCAGAAGAUGCAGUGUCACAUAGGGAAGUUUUUGACUCUGUGCUUUCAAAUAUGCACAAUCAUUCAGAACCAGAACUUCCUGAUAAUGCUUCUGAGCUCCAGAACCUCAACGCCUUGACCCAAAGGAGGACCAAUUCUGUGCUGCGGACAGCUAUAGAGCAAAGAAAUUUCAGGGAACGCAGGAAUACCAGGCUCCCUACAUCCUCAAAUUCUGCAGUGACCCAGUCUGAAAGUAACGAUAGUCAAAGCAGUAUACCAACUGCUUUGGAGUUGCGGACAAUUUUUCAUCCAGAGCUUAGUUUUCCCUCAACGACAGAAGUAACCAGUAGAGUUAAUUCUAAUACUUCUAAUUUAAGUUCUCCCAUGUCUGAUGAAGCAUCAGGGUCACGUUCUGUACCACAUAGUGGAACUCGUGGUGAGGCCAGUACAUCAAGUUCUUCAGUUGAAUGUCCCCACUCAAGUACAAGUACUCCAGCCGAAGCUUCACAUUCAAGCCGCACAUUUUCACAAGAACAAGGUUGUAGUUAUUGGCCCAGUACGUCAAAAGAACAAAACCAAAUGCAGAGAACACAGUCCUCUUGUCAGUCCUCAUCCUCAUCGUCUAGUCGAUACAAGUGUCCGCACCAUGAGCAUCGCAAAGCUAUGAUGAGGAAAAAUGUCAUGGAGAGGAGGGAGCGUUUAAGGGAACGUAACUUGGAAGAAACCAGGAGAAUAGAACAAGAUGGCCAGAGGCCUAAUGAUGCCGCAGUGGGUCUCUCCACCAUACGAAGAAUUGCAAGAAGAGUCCAAAGUCCAGGUCCCUUGACAAGAUGCUGGUCAUCAAGGCGGAAAAGCUUACAGUAUCGUGGGAGGUUGACAUUGCCAGCAGAUGAUACUCAUCGUGAUGUGCGAAGGUCAAGGGUUGGAGUUCAUAGGUUAUCAAGAGCAAUGGAAAGAGUUCGACCGCCUCAGCAACCUCUACAUCGGCACUAUGACGUCAGUAUCUUCGACGAAGAAGUAGGAAGACCUUCCAGAAAUGUGCAUGCUGUAGUGAACAGGGCCAUUGCUGAUGCCUUCAAUAUUCGAGGAGAAACUGCAGUAGCCAAUAACAUUAAGAAUACUACACAUCGUCUUCAGUGGUGGGAUUUCACAAGACAAGAGUUGCCAGAUAUCAGUAAUGAAAAUGCAAGUGUUAUUGUUCCACACUGCAAGAUUCAUAACGAUAAUAGUUGCGAUUUAUCACAAGACAGUCAACUUUUAGCAACGUUUGUUCCAAGUCCCUAUGGUUUCCCUGACAAUGGUGUCUUAGCAGUAUACUCACUGAAGCAACACAAUUUUGGCCAUGUUUUAUAUACAAAGAGUUUUGGUCCAAAUGCAAUUUGCACCAGUAUUUCACCAAUGGGUGGCUAUGUAACUGUUGGCUUGGCUGCUAGACGGCUUCAUUGCUGGCAUCAGUCAUCAAGGAGGAUGAUGGCACAGGUGUUUAGGAUGGAGGAGCCAUACGCAGGUGAAAAUUCUCUGGUACAGGUGAACUCAGUCUUGCAUGAUGGUGAUGUCGACCAACGCCACCAAGUCAGUGUGAAUGUUGUAAAGUGGAUUCCAAGCCCUGGAGCUGGCAUGGUCUACGGCACAAAUAAAGGCGACCUUAGAAUUUGCGUUGCCAGCGCUCCAACAGUGGAUGAUGAUUUGAAUCAGUUAUUUUGGAGACAGAGUGCAAACGGGAAUGGAGAUAUGUACAGUCGCUAUAGCAUAGACCCCGCGCAGCGUGCCCGUCUCUACAACGACAUCAGCCUGAUGGCGUUAGGUAUCCAAUUCCCGGAUGAUCAGGAUAAUAACAGAACAGAGACUCGGCUGUUACAAGUAGCACGCUCUACUCAGACAGGUGAGGAAUAUGAAGUGAAUGACAGACAGAGCACUUCAACGCAAACAGAGCAACCACUGAGAGAAGCCCUAAGUCAGCCAAGCCAGCUUCAUGGUAGUGCUAGCAGGGAAGUUGAUGAAGUAGGGGUGCCCUCAAUUGAAUAUCCAAACCUAGCUAGGCCUAGGGUAGAACAUGAAUCAGUGGAACAACCAGAUGCUAGGGUAGGUGGAUCCGACGACAGGGGUGAUGUGUCAGAGAGGCAAAAUCAACAACAAAAUGAUGAGAGCAGGGACCACGAGACAGGAGAAAGUGUUUAGUUUACAUUAUUAGGAAAUUAACAUUUCUGUUGAUGAAACCCUAGAGAAUUACUGUGUUAUCUUACAUUGGUAUGUGUUAUUUAUUUUAUUUUAUUAUUUACAGCAAAAAUAAACAAGUACAAAACAUGUUUGUAAACUAAUACUGUAUGCUAUACUUUCAUGAUAGGGCAUUUUUAUUUGCAGUGUGUGCAUAAACAUAAGCUGUUACACAUAUAUAUUAAGUUUCUAUAUUUUUGUUUAUGUAAUUCAAAUUUUUUCUUUUGGAAUGAUAGUUUCCUUCAUGGAAAAAUAAUGAAUGUUGAUUUUUUUUUAUAAUAAUGAUCAUUUUCAUUAUUAUGUAAUUACGAUUGAAUCCAAAAUAUACCUGCCUCAAAAAAAUUCCAGUGCAAUGUAGGCUACCUUAUGUGUUCUUGUCAUGAAAAAAAUUAAAGAAAUGUGUAUUGUAACCCAGAUGCCUAUAGGAUAACAGUUUUGAUAUAGAUUGGGUAAACCAUUUGAAUAUGAACAUGUUUGUGGAUGAUAUGAUAUAACUAUCUCAAUCAAGGGGUGAUGGAUACACUAUAGUCAUUCAGUGGCAGAUUUACAGGGGGUGUGAUUGCCAUACCCCGCCUCCCCCUUCCUAUUAUUGUAUUUUUAAAAUCUUGUAAAGCAAAAAAAAAAAAAAUUUCCAUGCUAAAUAGUAAAAAUCUAUAAACCUGCUAGAGUUUCAAUAAGGAUUUUCCUUCCUUGCAACUCCUGUCUCUUCCCCCCACGGCCAAAGAAUCUUAUUUAUUCUCUCUUCCGCACCUAAAUUCUAAUGUGUUUAUUAAUCUUCUUGCAUUUCUUAAGCCCUUUGCAGACAGGUGUAUCCAGCAAUCAGGCCUGUGCGGUAACAGCUAAUGUGUGAACAGAUCUUAAGAAUGAAGUUAAUCUAAUGAAUGGACAGAUAUGUUAGUUCCCGGGGUUAGUCUAUUGUGUAUAAAAAAUAAUGACAAUAAUUUCAGACAUGGGCCUAAAGCAUGAUUUAUUUAGUAAAAACAAAUAUUGGGUUAUUGUGAAUAGACCGUAGGGUUGAAUUGAUUAGUUCAUGUUGUCUCUCGCUAUACAACAAUGAAUUUAUUGGUCCAGUUUUAAGGAUCCUUGUAUCUCUGUUAUUUUUGUCAAUACCGUAGUUAAUUGAAAAUGUUAGUUUUAGGUACUUCUUAUUAAGUACAGUAUCCCUUUGUAUAAAUUCAUCAAUAUGUUGUAUACUAUAAAUAUUGAGUUUAUUUUUAAAAAAAUAUUUCAUUUACUGUAAGUGUGAAGUUUAAAUUUGGGUUUUAGGGAUGUUGUUAUUACCUCAAAUUGUUUGAUUCUGUCAUCUUUUUUUUUUUAUACCAAAUGUACCUGACGGUACAAACAUAAAACACUAGUGGUGCUAACAACUUCCAGGAUGAUAUUGACUGCAGUGCAUUUUCAGUAAUUGCUUAAAAAUUUGGGGGAAAAAAAGUUAAUUUGGGUUCAGGAAAAAAGUCUUUCUGACCUAAUUAUUUUGACCAGAUUAAAACAUGGGAGUUAUACAUUCAUACCUGGGGGGAUAGAGUGGGGUGAAUUAUUAAGGUGUAUGAGGGCACUGUCUGUGAUGCAUUCAUUGUUUCAUGGUGAUCAAAUCAAUAUUUCUUUACAAAUUAAAUUAUAUUUCUCAACUUAAUUUAGAUUUGUGUUGACAAGCUUCUUAAUAAACAUUAUAAUGUCAAAA
Messenger RNA from Anneissia japonica, 5073 nucleotides. RefSeq names its product activating molecule in BECN1-regulated autophagy protein 1-like. Gene Ontology annotation, cellular component: intracellular membrane-bounded organelle. Bases 120 to 3356 code for a protein of 1078 amino acids. The record is from RefSeq and is a predicted model, not a curated record. Gene Ontology annotation, molecular function: protein binding. NCBI's taxonomy places the organism in Eukaryota, Metazoa, Echinodermata, Crinoidea, Comatulida, Comatulidae. Gene Ontology annotation, biological process: autophagy. The transcript has 13 exons.